This is a messenger RNA of Nicotiana tabacum (common tobacco), 901 nucleotides long. Its product is annotated as protein yippee-like. The record is from RefSeq and is a predicted model, not a curated record. Lineage: Eukaryota; Viridiplantae; Streptophyta; Magnoliopsida; Solanales; Solanaceae.
CGAUCCUUAGCGUAAAUUUUGGACGGAGGAGAUUUUGACCGCCACCUAGCUCCGCCCCUGCCCGAGAUGACUGUGGUAUCGAAAGACUACAAUUUCUCGCUAUCCCCCUUCGUGCAUAUAAAUACGUAAAAAAAUAACACAUUUCUCAAUUGCUGUGAAGAUUGCUACUCUUUCUCUUUCCAACUGCUGCUCAGGGGUAUAAUUUGAUCGGUUAUUUAAAGGGGUAGAUAGCAAGCAGAGGAAAUGGGUAGGCUUUUUCUGAUAAGUCUUGAAGGAAACAGCUACAAAUGCAAGCACUGUAGAACUCAUCUCGCGUUGGCUGAUCACAUCAUUUCUAAGUCAUUCCACUGCAGUCAUGGGAAGGCUUACCUCUUUGAUAACGUUGUGAAUGUCACUGUUGGAGAGAAAGAAGACCGGAUGAUGAUGACAGGAAUGCACACUGUUGUGGAUAUAUUCUGCGUAGGAUGUGGCUCAAUUGUGGGGUGGAAAUAUGAAGCCGCACAUGACAAGAACCAAAAGUACAAGGAAGGCAAGUUCAUUCUUGAGAGGUUUAAGAUCGAGAAUCCAGAUGGAACCCUCUAUGCAUUAAGCCAAGAUUCUCAGAUCGGAAGUGAUGCAGAUGAACCUUGAGUGGCCAUUCUAUCAUGCCAUUAAUAAUCAAAUCUCUCUUUUCAACUGUACAUUAUUUCUGACUUCCUGCGCUUGUUGGUACAAGCAAUCUUGAUCUUCAGUUAGUAUAGAUGCUAAUAGCCACUAUAGUCAAGUUUUGCAGGAUAUUUUUUGAACAGGGUCGGGUCGGGUCGGAUAUAGGCGGGUCAAACCCGGGUAAUGCAAAAAACGAAUAAAUUAUCCGAGCUGACCCAUAUUUAAUACGGAUAGAAAAUGGAUUAAGUGGACCUAC